Molecule: messenger RNA, 609 nt
Organism: Rana temporaria (common frog)
Lineage: Eukaryota; Metazoa; Chordata; Amphibia; Anura; Ranidae
Product: G-protein coupled receptor 143-like
Biological process (GO): melanosome organization; regulation of calcium-mediated signaling; G protein-coupled receptor signaling pathway
Cellular component (GO): plasma membrane; melanosome membrane
Molecular function (GO): L-tyrosine binding; L-DOPA receptor activity; L-DOPA binding
Source: RefSeq, a predicted model, not a curated record
ACAGACACGGUGUAGAAAAUGGUGAUCAGGUGAUGACAGGAAGUGAUGUCACCUGAGUGAUUUCCUCCUGAUCUCUGUGGAUUGUUCUGAUCUCUUUGGAUCUCUCUCCAUCGUUCGGUGUAUGGCGUCCCUCAGAUUACCGCGACUGUGCUGUGCCUCCAGAGAUGGCGGUACAGACCUGGUCCUCCCCUCCCCCACUUAUCACAUGGUAUGCGGGUGCAGCGCUGUCCUGGGCCUCCUGGGUCUGGCCUUCUCCUUCCAUCCAACCAACGUCCGGGGUCAGAGGGCCGCGAGGAGAGGUCUUCUGGCCGGCGGUCUGCUCAGCACAGGAUUAUUGGUACAUUCCGUCCUCUGGCUGAGUCUUCCCGACUUCUUCUCCAAUCAGAACUCCUGGCCGCCCCACAUCCUCUGCAUCCUCAUCACUACGUGGAUCCAUUACUUCUGCUGCGUGGUAUUUUGGGCUUUUUUCUGUUACUCUCUGGAGGUCACUCAGCUGCUCAGUCCCAACCCCUCGGAGAGGUGUGGAAGGCUGAUCACCUUCCUGUGUUGGGGAGCUUCCAGCCUCGUGUUCCUCCAUGGUCUUCUCAUGAUGAUUCCUUCUGAACAAAG